GUUUUAUUUGUGUUUGGUUUACACGUUCAAGAUAAUCUCACUGCUCCUCGCACUUCCCCUGCACUCAAGGUACCUUCAGGUUAGGUGCAAACCUACCAAAGACAGAUUACAAGUGUAAUGGACUUUAAAUAUCAUCCUGGUACUUCUGGUCGUGAUUGUCGAAUUGUUUUGAUCGCUCGCUAUCACUGAUUGUUAUCGAUUCGCUCAUUACUUAAAGCUUCCUUAUCAACCAAAUCUAUAUCAUUUCAUGCUAACAUCUAAACUGGUGAAUAUUUUUGACAAUUCAAAUGAGUCGUCUCUUAAGGUCUAGUAUCAGGGGAAACAAGUCAGAACAAGUCGUACCUCGACAACAACGAAGUAAAAGAGUUUUCUCUGUAAUCCCCUCAGUAUCUUCCAGCUCAACAGGAACCCCAGUAAGUCGUCCCACUCAACAAAGACGGCCGAGUCCUCCUGAUCCUUGUAGAAACGCAACAUCAGUCGAUUGCGAAUCUUCUAACAUAAAAGAUCAAAGCAACAUAUUGGCUAAAUUCAAUAAUUUCCUGGAUGAUCAAAAAGAAAUCCAUUCACCUGUUGCGUUUGAUUCACAUACUACACAAUGUAAGGUCAAUUUCUCAGCCAAGUCUGCAACUCAGUUUGCGGAAUCUAGUCCACUGAUUGUUGGAAGAGCAAAUGAGAUCAGUCGUUUGACAUCUUUGAUUCAGUCUUAUAUAGACACAAAGAAAAGUGCUAGUCUUUAUGUAAGUGGGGCUCCAGGAACUGGAAAAACAGCAGUCGUCCUAAAUGUUGUUCAGAAUUUUAAAACGCUUGGCAGAUGUAAUACUGCUGUGAUUAAUUGUAUGCAAUUAACGUCAUGUGCAGAUAUUUUUGGACGAAUAUCUAUCGUUUUAGAAGCUCACAAUGGCAAAGAAAAUAAUUCUAUUAGCGAUGGUAAUUCAUUAGAAUGCUUUUUGAAUCAACAACCACAAAAACAGACGAUUAUCCUAGUUUUAGAUGAAGUGGAUCAGUUAUCUACGCGUGGUCAGAAGUUACUCUACAGAAUUUUCGAAUGGCCAUCAAAACUUACUUGUCACAUCAUUGUUAUUGGGGUGGCAAAUGCCUUAGAUUUACCAGAACGUUUGUUACCACGUUUGAAAUCAAAAGUUGACAAACCUAUUCAUAUUAUAUUUCAACCGUAUUCACAAUCUGAGCUUGCUGAAAUUGUUCAAGCUCAUUUAUCCAAAUCAUCAAAUAGUGGAUCAUGUAUAGAACCUCUGGCUAUACAACUAUGUUCUAGAAAAAUUGCUGCUUCUACAGGGGAUGCACGUACUGCACUAGAUAUAUGUCGCAGGGCGAUUGAUUUAGCUCAUCAAGAUGCUCGAAUAAAAAACAUAUCUGACGCGUUUAUUCCUUCGAAGGUUGCGGCUGAUUCUCCCAUAACACCUUCCAUCCAGCAUAUAAGUAGGGCUUUAAAGGAGUCUCAGGUUGAUUCUCCUCUUCCUGUUAAAUCGUUUAGUGGCGUUAAUACAUUUACUACUAAUGGCUCUGAGCUGCCAUUACAUCAUAAGCUUCUACUGGCUAGCUGUCUUCUGUUAAGAAAACAAAAAGGUUUACGUGAAUUAUCGUUUAGCCUACUUUAUGACACGUACAUACUUAUAUGCAAGAAAAAACAAAUUACAAGUUUAAAUGAAUCUGAACUCUUUGCUGUAUGCGACCUACUUGAUUCUCGUGGAUUUAUUCAACUUACUGGUCCGCGUUAUUCAGUUAAAGCUACAGUGGGUACACCAGCACGUUUAAGACGUAUCCGAUUACGUUUAGAUGAUGGUGGUGUUCAACAAGCCUUAAUGGACGAUUUCCUGCUGUCAUCAGUAAUGGAUAUAAAAUUAGAAAAGUAAUUUUAUAUUUCAUCAUAAUUUAUUUGUAUAUAUUUAUCUAUCUGUUUCACUGUUGAACUAAUCAAACAUACUCUUAUUUCGUAUAACCUUUUCUAUGUAGGUGUUUCGAUCUAAAUUUGACAGUAUUUUGUUGUUUUCAUUACAGAUAACAUCAUGUUUUUAUAAUUCUUACGAUGUCCUUGACAAGUAUUUUUGUAAUCUAUGUAUGCACUUAUGAAAGAUAAAUAUCUCUUAUCUGUUCUCCAAUAUGUUUAAAAAUAGAUUUUUUCAGUAAUUGGUAUAACUGAAAAGCUACUUUCGGC
This is a messenger RNA of Schistosoma spindalis, 2173 nucleotides long. The record is from the annotation of a GenBank genome assembly. NCBI's taxonomy places the organism in Eukaryota, Metazoa, Platyhelminthes, Trematoda, Strigeidida, Schistosomatidae.